This is a messenger RNA of Asterias rubens (European starfish), 3877 nucleotides long. RefSeq names its product neuronal acetylcholine receptor subunit alpha-10-like. The record is from RefSeq and is a predicted model, not a curated record. The transcript is spliced from 7 exons. The coding region runs from base 632 to 2089 and encodes 485 amino acids. Lineage: Eukaryota; Metazoa; Echinodermata; Asteroidea; Forcipulatida; Asteriidae. Gene Ontology annotation, molecular function: acetylcholine-gated monoatomic cation-selective channel activity; transmembrane signaling receptor activity. Gene Ontology annotation, biological process: regulation of membrane potential; monoatomic ion transmembrane transport; nervous system process. Gene Ontology annotation, cellular component: neuron projection; synapse; postsynaptic membrane.
GACACUUAGCACUCGCCUUGACACACUAUUCUAGCAUCUGUCGGAUAUCUUAAUUUAUUAAAUGAGGUUCCGAGCGCUCACCAACGCCGAAGGGGGAAAAAUGGGUGGCAAUCUAUUGAUUUAAUUAUGGAUAAUUUCAGCAUCGAUUCAACUCCAUCAGAGCGACCAAGAGACUGACUGUGAUUUUAUUCUUUCUCCCUUCUCCCUCUUCCUCUUCUCCUAGUCAGCUCAAGGGUUGAUGGGAUGUGCUAGGAGUGCAGGCAAGCAGUGAACUCCAGCGUUCAAGUUGUCAUACAGCGCUCCGAGCUGUCAGCAGUGGCCGAGUUUGCAGAGAGAUACCAGGAGUAAGUAGGUGACCCUCUACCGACUCCGUCAUCAUCUUACGGCGAGUGCCACAACCUACAGCAGGGGCAAACCCGACCCCCCUCCCCAUCACGCACGCGUGUCACGUUCCCCAUCUCCAGUCAGCGCAGGUUACUUGCCCGUUUUUGUUUUAUGUUGGCUAAAUCGUCACCCCGAUAAUCUUUUGGACGGUGAUUUCUUUAUGGAGGUACGCGAGAGAGGGCUUAUUUUGUAGACGGUGUUUUUACCACGGUGCUGUGAGCGGGAGUGUGCCGUUAAACGGUUUAUCAUGGAUCAGUUUCAGUUUAACACAGUUCUUGCUUCGCUAUUCCUAUUCAAUGUCAUCCAAGCUAACAACACCAUGAUGUUCUCCUAUGGCUGUACACUGUGUACCACUGGAACCUAUCGACUGGUGACGACUCUAAUGCAGAACUAUUCCAAAGUUGUUCGUCCGGCCGAAACUCCCGAUGAUGCUAUUGUUGUACGGUAUGGAGUGGCUUUACAACAAAUCAUUGAUAUGGACGAGCGAAAUCAAAUUCUGACAACAAACGUCUGGCUCCGACAGCACUGGACGGAUGCCAGUCUCCGGUGGGAUCCUGCUGACUUUGACGGCAUUUCCAAAAUAACUCUACCCUCCCAAGAUAUCUGGAAGCCUGAUAUAGUACUGUACAAUAUUGCAGACGACAAAUUUGAGGGUAUAAUGAAAACCAACGCUGAGAUCACAGCCAACGGAGACGUCUCAUGGUACGCUCCAGCCAUCUUCAAAUCCUCCUGCAAGAUAAACAUCCAAUACUUCCCAUUCGAUGAGCAGCAAUGCAAGCUCGACUUGGGAUCAUGGGCCUUCAUGACCAACCAACUCGACCUUCUUAACAAGUCCGCGUCCGGGGAUACUGCUAACUUCAUCCACAAUGGGGAAUGGACACUGAAGGGCAUGCCGGUGGAGAGAGAGUUGGCCACGUACGCUUGUUGCGACUAUCCAUACUCCCUUCUGCACUUUACUAUCAUCAUUCAACGACGGGCACUGUUUUAUGUCUUUAACCUAUUGGUACCCUGCAUGCUGGUUUCUGCAUUGACCAUGUUGAGUUUCUACCUGCCUGCUGAUGCUGGAGAGAAGGUUACGCUGUGCAUUACCAUACUGCUUUCUCUUACUGUGUUUUUGCUCCUGGUGGCUGAGACCAUGCCUCCUACGUCAGAUGUCAUCCCUUUGAUAGCCCAGUACUAUCUAACCACCAUGAUCCUGGUGUCCGUCUCCACGCUAAUGACAGUCAUCGUACUCCACAUCCACCACCGAGGAGCCUACGCCAGUCGCCCACCAGCAUGGUUCCGUAAGCUCACAAUGGACUACCUAGCUCGCGUUCUAUGCCUCCGUAGCUGCCGAAGCCUACACGGCGCCCAGACCGUACCCCGGAUAAGCUUCGAAAAUGCACCCGCAAUGAGAGAGGUGAACAACACCAUGUUCAAGAAUGUGAACGAAUGCAAUCAGUUAGAGAUGAAUAACAUGGUGUCAGCCAAACGGGAUGGUUUGUACAUGGGUCGGAGGAACAAACUUCAGCAGACCUUAGAUUUAAUCGCUGGGAACCUAGGGAGGAUCGUGGACAGAAUGGAAGAGGAAGAUUUAGACAAAGAGUUGAGAUUUGAAUGGGUGAGAAUAGCUUACAUCAUCGAUAGGCUAUUUAUGUGGGUGUUUGGUAUGACCACUAUCAUUGCUACAAUGAGUAUCAUUUUACAAGUGCCAUCGUUUGGUUAAAUUGCUUAAAUACUUACUGUGCAAUGAGGAAAGUUAUACUUUGUAAUUAGUGACACUUCAAACUGCAAGUGUUCACGUGUGAUUUACCAAUAAACCUGUAUUCUUUUUUCAAAAUAAUGUUGUCAAUGAGAUGUUGAACCUGGGCUAAUUAGCCUUUUUGAUGUAUGGUUGACAUUAAAAGAGUACAUGGCAGCUGUAUUUGUAUACAGACAAGUUCACCCAAACAUAAUAUUUAUAGUGCGUAGUAUUGUGUCAACCAUAUCUCAAAAUGGCUUAAGGGCAUUGGCUAACAUUUUAAUAGUCUCAACAUAGUUCAAACUAAGUUCAACUAUUACGUAAUAAAAGUGUAACAAUAAAACUAUAUUACUCUUUCUAAAAGCUUUUGUAAACUUGUAUAGCAAUAAGCUUAUUGUUUCAAAUAGGCCUACUUCACUGACUGGGAAUCAAUUCCAAUCGUUCAAACGUUGCUUUUCAAAUCAAUAACACACAAAACAAGAGACAAUGCUGGUUGUGUUUAGCUAUUUUCUUGGCAUUUUAAAAGGACUUUGUUUUUGCUGCAAAUAGAAUAAGUUUGCGUUUGUGUUCCGUUCAAACUAUCAUAAUAAUUUAAUUGCCAUCGAUUAUAUCAUAUUUUACAUAUGUGGUAUCAUUUUUAUGAAAUGUACAAAAACUAAUUCUUAAUGCAUGGCUUAUUUGAUUAAAAUUUUAAUGUUUUAUAAGUGGUCUUAAUUUUUGGAACAAUUUUCAAAUGCUUCUACAUUUUAAGACUGGAAGUUUUUACGAAAAUGUUAAGUCCUUUUUUCCGAAGCUGUGUUGAAUUGACAAUGGAAAUUACUGAAACUCCCAAAACAUAGAAACGGGGGGGGGGGGUCCGACAACCUUUGUGGGGCUUAACAUUCCAAGAACAAAACAAUUGCAAGACAAAGGCCUAUCCAAAUAUGUCUGCUGCUUACUGUACUAAUUUAUGUACGGAAUCAAAACCAAUAUUCCUAAUUAGUUUAGGGGUCACACGAGAAAAGAACAUUUAAUUACGAAAACCAAGGAAAUCAAUCUGCGAUCUGGUGCUGUUUUUCUUUUUGUUUAGGUUUUGUUUCCAGUAUUUUAGUUUUGUUAUUAUUUUGUUAACUUUUUCUCUUUUGCGGGGGCGGUGUUAAUGGCUCCGAGCGGACUGAGCUACGCCCCCCCCCCCACCCCCAACCCCACUCCCUUCUGCUUACGCGUCCACAGUUCCGAUGAAACAAAAAUGAUGUAAACCUGACAAGCUGAUGUCAGAAUAAAAUUAUCUAUAAAUGAUUUGAAACCAGCGUUCACCAGAAACCUUCGGUGUUUUCUCCACGUAUUCGUAUUACAAAGUACAUUAGGAUGAUGUCAAAUGAAGCUUGUAGAAUUUGUUGGGGUUUGUGACAACGGGCGAUCUGAUUUGAUUUACCGCUUCUGUGAUAAACUGCAUCCUUAACCAAAUUUCACGGACAGUAACUUAUGGAUUUUGUACUCGGAGGUGCAAUGCAGCAAAUGAUGCAUCCCCAUCCAUGCACUGUUAAAGGUCAUGUUUACCUCACAAAAUGGCGUAAUGCUGAUUUUGAACAAAACUAUUUAUAUAUUUUGGUCUGGGACUGUUCACGUGUGAUUUUCCCUCGGUUGGCUGGUUAUGUCGGAUCACGUUGGUGAACUGUACGCAUGGAUGAUUGUUUCUGGUGACAGUUGUUUUUGUCUAUAUUAUACACAUAAUGAAUGUUUAUGAGUGCAAUGGUGCAAAUAUGUUCAUGAGUUGAAAGAUGGAAUGUUCUA